Messenger RNA from Symbiodinium natans, 681 nucleotides. Lineage: Eukaryota; Dinophyceae; Suessiales; Symbiodiniaceae. The record is from the annotation of a GenBank genome assembly.
AUGCCGACGGUGUUUCCCGAAGCGGUGGAGCUGCCCAAUGGCCCGCUGCGGGUGAGCCAGCUUGCCCUGCUCCAGGAGGGCUACGCUGCGGGCCGGGCGUCGGUGGCUGCGGCAGCUGGCACAGCUGCGGGCAGAGACCACCCUCUGGCCUUCACCGACCUGUUGUUCGCCGUGGUUCUGCCCAUCGCUCUCAUGGCGAUCUUUUGGUACUUCAAGCCGAAGGAGUCGCAGAGGAUGGGCGACGACGAUGCCAUCGAGCUUGAGGAGGGAUUCCUUCUGGUGGAUGGACGUCCAGGCCCCCUUCCACAGGCUUCUCCUUUGGCCUUGGAGCUGCCUCGGGUGCCGCUGGAAGCCGCGUCCGCGGUGUCCCCGGCGUCCCUGGCAUCCUCGGAGUCUCCGGCGUCCCCGGCGUCUCCUGCGGUCCCUGCGCUGGCGUUGCAGGCGGAGGUGCAGGAGGGCACGCCGGGCACGUUGAUCAUCGGGGAUGACCUGGAGGGGCAGGUCGACUGGGCCCCCAGUGCUGGAGACCCUCCUGCCAGAGGGCUCCUGGUGCAGGCGCCGCCCCGGCGCCUCUAUCUCAGCACGGAGGCGUGGAGAUCUUUCACGUUCUUCAGCCGGCACUACGAAUCCAGAGUCCAGCGAGCAGUGCGAGGAGGAGCCGUUGGCAACUCCAUUGUCUGA